AUGAAUUUGCAGAACGAGAAAGCCAUGGCCAAUUUCCACGAUCAGAUGAUGGAGCUCGCCUACAAGAACAUCUCCAAAAGUGCCAAAGAGGCAUCUGACAUUGCCCACAUGCUCCUCGAGCACGUAAGACUUCCCUUGCUCUUUCGCGUUCACGCACACAUUGUCCUUGCCAGUGGCAAGACUGACUAUCUCUUCCACGCAAAGCAAGCUAUACGCGUUGCCGAGAUUGGCCGAGAGAUAUAUGGUCCUGGCAAGACCGAAGAAUCAAAGGCGGCUGUUGAGGACUUGCUAUGGCAGGCGAACGAGGCACUCCGCCGUGCAGAGCGUGACAUGAAGAUAUUAGAGGACCUUGAAAAGAGAGUCAAGGACAGAAAACUCAAGUUAAAGAAGGGUGAAAAGAUUCUAUACGGAAAAGUUAAUGGUGAGUUGACACCUCGGAGACAGAGAAUGAUUUACUAA
Messenger RNA from Aureobasidium uvarum, 459 nucleotides. NCBI's taxonomy places the organism in Eukaryota, Fungi, Ascomycota, Dothideomycetes, Dothideales, Saccotheciaceae. The record is from the annotation of a GenBank genome assembly.